Molecule: messenger RNA, 2493 nt
Organism: Botrytis deweyae
Lineage: Eukaryota; Fungi; Ascomycota; Leotiomycetes; Helotiales; Sclerotiniaceae
Exons: 1
Coding region: 1-2493 (830 amino acids)
Source: RefSeq, a predicted model, not a curated record
AUGCCACAUAGGGAUAUUGAUUUCCUUGGUUCAGAAAGUAGCGAUAUCUCAAAAAGCACCAAAUGCUUAUCCAAAAUGCUUAUAGCUCCGCCAUCGUCGCCCCAAACACCUGAGAAAAAGUGCAGAUCUCCCAAGCGCAGCCUUGAAAAGUCUCCGUCACCUUCCUCGAUUUCCAAACUCACCGAGGAAUCAUUUAGAUACCUAGGCACUUCAUAUCUCUCAGCAGAAGAGAAAAAGGAAGCCCGGAACACUCCAUCUCCACCAAAAAGACAACGAAUGACAUGGAAUCUACUAGAAAGAAAGAUAGAUGCCAAGCUUAACAUAACCGCGGACAAAUCCAUAGCUCCCGAGAAUCCUCUAUCAAGAAGGGAGAGGCGGGUUUUGGAGAAAAGACACAGACUAAAGCUAGCAAUAAGGAGAAAAGAGGAGCCAGAUGUCAUUGCUUCCGCUCCAUUGACAAGCCUUGCAGGCGAAACUUGUUGUGAAGAUGAGUCCGCUGCGGAGAACAGAGGUAUGGAUGUGGACACUGGGAAGGUGGAAGAGAAAUUGCCGUCUAGUUUGACUGAAGAAAGAAGGGAGGGGGAAGAAACAAAGGAUGACCUUCCGGUCCUUGUCAAACUUUGCGAGGGCUUGGAAGUGAAUCAAGCAUCUCCAAGGAUUGGACAAAUGAAAGCAGGCAGUGGAAUUGAUAAUCAUUCGACUACUAUUGGAACAGACUUGUUUGGUGGAAAGGAAAACAUGGUUAAAGGCAUAAAAUUCGCUUCCCGAGGCCCAGAAAAGAGAGGGCAAUGGGCCAUUUCACACAAAAGAGGAGGUUCGGAAACUUAUUUGAAGAUUCUCAAGCUAUUGUAUGGCGAGGAAGAAACAGGAAAUAAGAAGGAGAUGAAAGAGUUAGCCCUCGUCAUUGAGAGCGUAAAACGUAUGUUUAUGAGCGGAAAACUGGAAAGACAAUUGCAGAAGAUUGAUGACAGAAAUACGCGGGAUAAAAUGUAUCUCAAGGCCUUGGCGUCUUUGGACGAAGAGACAGGAACAGAGUCUAACAACGGAACCGAAGACAUGAGGCUCAUAAUUAAGAUCUUUAAGUUUGUUCGAAGCGGACAAUUGGCGAAGGACUUGCAAACAUUAGGAGAAGUUUUCGAAGCGUGUCGGAAAGGCUUGGACCGGUUGAUUAGAGAGGCAGAAGAGGCUCAUGCGAGGAAAACUGAAGAAGAACAGUCUAGUUCGCUCACUUCGUUCAAGGUUCCUGCUUCUUCUGAAACUGACUGCCAAGGUGUUGUACCCUUUGCGAAGGAAUCCGAAGCUAUUGAAACAAAUGACAUACGAGACAAUGAUGUCCGAGGGGCUGAAUCAAUAGGAAACUCUUCGAAGAAAGUCUGUGAAGAGCCCGUUUGGGGAGCCAUGAAGUCUCGAUGGGGAGAAGAUUUCCCAUUGCCUGCAGAUUUCGACGAUGAAGCUGCUAUGUUGCAACAAGCUUUUAUUCAGUCAAACUAUGACGAGUUUAUAAGAUUAAAGGGCUGCCAUGGUACCUCUUGCUCAACCGCUCAUGGAAACGAAAUCGUCAACAAAAAACCCACUACCACCAGCAUACAAAGCUUUGAGAAGAUGAACGAAGAAAAUAUUGAGGAAAUUAGCCCUGAUGGCCAACAGGACGCUGAUGAUGAGACUUCUGAUACAUCCGAGUCUGGAUCUGCCCACUACAGUACCGAUAGCGGUGAUGAAAAAAGCAAAGUCGACACUAACAAAACAAGCGGGACAGGAAAUUUGCCUGAAAUGAAUGAUAUCUCAGUUGCAUCGAUUGAAUGUGUAAUAAAGGACCUUCUCAUUGCUACUGCAGAGCAAUUGAAGCAAAGUUUUACAAGUAUGUUUCAGAAGAAGUGUUGUGAAUCAACUGAGAACGAGUUCGACAAUUCCAUGGACGAAAUGUUUAUUGCUACUACUGCAGCCGUAGUCAGAAGAUCAUUCCAAAUUUUGAAGUUGGACGCAUUUGGGGAGGCAUUGAAGAAAGCAACGGAAGAAUUAUUGGCAGAGGGCAAAAUAAGAGGGCGUCGCUGUGUCACUUCGUCUGAAUCCACAGCCUCUAUCGAACAAAACAUCUCUAAGAAAUGGGCUGUCACAUACCCAGAGGCCAUUCCUAUGCGUUCCUUUGAAUUCACGAGAGCCAUCGAUAUCCUCAUCUCCCUCACAAGGUCUACUCCCUACAACCAUGCUAUCCUUGAAGACACCCCUGAAUGUAUGUACGAUGCCUUAGUAGUCUACAUACAAUACUACUUGGACACUUGCACCCACAGAAAGUGCAUAGAAAUCGUUGAGGGACAUUCUCUCGAUCAACAGAUCAAAUGGAUCAGAGAAAUGCACUCUUUUGUUUAUUGGUGGAAGGACGUGUGUGAGGAAUUCAAAGGAAUAUGGGGAAAAGGAGUACUGAAUAAGGAGGUUCUAAAGAGCUUUGAUGUAAAUGGAGGUAAUUGGAAUGACGAAGAGGCUGGAAGAGAUUGA